ACGGCUACAUUGGCAUGGAACUUUCUGUGGUUCCGGUUUUCCAGUCGGAAAUUGUCCCUGCGGCCGUGUGAGGACUGGUCGUCGGCACAUAUCAAUUGGCAUUGAUCUUCGGGAGAAUUGUGAUGAGUGGUGUAUGUUACAGCACCAGUGGCAUGCAAACUGCUGCAUCAUAUCGCAUCCCCUUUGGACUUUUCUACAUUGUGCCAGUCCUCGUCUUCUGCCUGAUCUGGUUUAUUCCCGAGUCUCCACGAUGGCUGCUCCUCAAAGACCGUAUUGAAGACGCCCGUCGAAACCACCAUAUAUCGAGCAGGUACCAUGUCCGACGCGGCGAUCGAACUCGAGUUUGCCAGAAUGCACCAAUCCUUGAUUGAAGAGCCGGAACAGGGCAAGGCAUCUGACCUGGUCAAGGGCGUCAACAAGAAGUGCACUUUCGUCGUCUUCAUGAUAGGCAUGUUUCAGCAAAUCACCGGUCAAGCCUUUGCCGCACAAUACCGCGCUGUGUUCAUCAAGUCCUUGGGGACCAUCAAUCCGUGUGCGAUGACUCUGAGCAACAGUUGCAUCAGCGCGUCUGCAAUCAUUUGCACACUUCUCACCGUGGACAAAAUCGGCAGAAGGCGACUCCUCCUUGUCGGCUCGGUGAUCCAGUGUGCUGCUCUUUGCACCAUGGGCGGGCUCGGUGUGCAAAAGCCCACAUCUUACGCACACAAAUCGGGCAUUGUCGCUUGUCUCUCGAUUUUUGUGUAUGGCUUCGGCUCCAGUUGGGGCCCGUUGACUUUCGUGGUGGUGACCGAGUUGCCCGCUCUGAGAUUGAGAGACAAAUCACAGCGAGUCGGCGCCCUGACCAACAUCUUAUUCAACUUCCUUGUCAACUUCACCAUCCCCUACCUCCUCAACGCUCCGUAUGCGGCCCUGGAAAGGAAGGUCGGUUUCAUCUACGGCAGCUCCUCUUUUGCCGCGUUCUGGUUCGUCUACUUCUACGUUCCAGAAUGCCGAGGAAGAAGUCUGGAAGAGAUUGACAUCAUGUUCCACGAAGGCGUUCCUCUGCGGAAGUUCAAGGACCAUCCUCGCCUUCGGAUCGAGGUUCGGCCCGGCGAUGAGGUAGACGAGGCCAAACUCGCCGUCUCAAGCCAAGCCAUCCAUUUGGAGGACAAGUGAGCGGACCAAGGCUUCAGCGUGGUCCGUGGGCCGACAUACCAUACAGUAACGUGUUCCAAAGCUCAGGCUGGAAUCGGCAGGAGAAGCUAGGACUCAAACAAAAAGUAGAUAUUUCGACCUUGCACAAGCCAAGGCACAAGUUGUAUAGAUCGUAUAGACGAUAGAGCUUGUAC
This is a messenger RNA of Exophiala xenobiotica, 1328 nucleotides long. RefSeq lists its product as uncharacterized. Lineage: Eukaryota; Fungi; Ascomycota; Eurotiomycetes; Chaetothyriales; Herpotrichiellaceae. The record is from RefSeq and is a predicted model, not a curated record. Gene Ontology annotation, molecular function: carbohydrate:proton symporter activity. Gene Ontology annotation, cellular component: membrane. Bases 316 to 1155 code for a protein of 279 amino acids. Gene Ontology annotation, biological process: carbohydrate transport; transmembrane transport. The transcript has 4 exons.